Messenger RNA from Corythoichthys intestinalis (scribbled pipefish), 4745 nucleotides. RefSeq lists its product as uncharacterized. Bases 252 to 4175 code for a protein of 1307 amino acids. NCBI's taxonomy places the organism in Eukaryota, Metazoa, Chordata, Actinopteri, Syngnathiformes, Syngnathidae. Gene Ontology annotation, biological process: DNA integration. The transcript has a single exon. The record is from RefSeq and is a predicted model, not a curated record. Gene Ontology annotation, molecular function: nucleic acid binding; zinc ion binding.
CUGAAUAAAGAAGUGUUGUUCCAUUCAAGUCUCGGCCUUACAUGUACUUAGAUCAGGGAAGUACAUAACAAAAGUGGCGACGAGGAUGGCUGGACCUGCGUCAGCUUGGACGUGCUGUUUUUGGAGUUUACUGCGGGUUGCGGUGCUCCUGGGGACAGACGGCGCCGACCUCCGCAUCCACAUCGUGACUUCGUGGGGAGGACGAGCGGAGUUUUCAAAAGGAGCUUGAAGGUGCUGUAUAACCAGGCGCUAUGGUGGGAGUUAUCGGCUCUGUUGGUCUUUUUGAUGAGCUUGUGGAAAAGUGGAGCUCGUACACAGAGCGGUUCGGCCAUUUCGUGGAAGCUAACGAAAUAGUGGAAGAGAAAGUGGUGCCCACGUUUUUGAGCGUUAUUGGGCCAAAGACUUUCAAUUUACUGAGAAACUUGCUUCAACCCGAUAAACCUGGUAGUAAAACGUACAGGGAAAUCGUGGAAACUCUUAAUGGACAUUUUUCACCCAAGCCCCUUGUGAUAGCAGAGAGAUUCCGAUUUCAGAGGAGAAAUCAGGAAGAGGGGGAAUCUGUCACUAUGUUCGUAGCGGCGCUGCGGAAGUUGGCUGAACAUUGUGAGUUUGGUGAUGUUUUAGAAGACACAUUAAGAGACAGAUUGGUAUGUGGACUGAGAAACGAAGCAACACAAAAGAAGUUACUCUCAGAAAGUGGACUGACAUUAAAGAAAGCCUUUGAUUUAAGCGUGGCUAUGGAAAUGGCUUCAAAGGAGGCUCAACAACUGAACAUUACGAGCAGAAUACACCAAGUGGCAAGUACCCAAAGCAAUGUUGCUGGUCCCUGUUUUAGGUGCGGUAAAACAGGGCACCUUUCCUCCACCUGCUGGUGCAAAGAAAUGAACUGUCAUCAUUGUGGGAAGAAGGGUCAUGUUGAGCGUGCCUGUCGGAAAAAAACAAGCACAGAGAAAGAUAAGGAAAUGAAUGACAAGAAGAAAUCAAAGAAAUAUGUCAAAGCGGUAGAGAGUGCCUCUACUUCCGAAGAUGAAAGUGACGUGCACACCGUGCAUGUAAUGAGCGUGUACGGGAAGUCAGGGUGUUACUGGGUCACACCAAAGUUAGAGGGUCACCCAGUCAAAAUGCAAAUAGAUACUGGAUCACAGGCAUCGCUUGUGUCUUACCAAGUCUAUAAACAGUGUUUGAGACACCUUCCAUUAAGACCAUCAGACACUGUGUUCAAAGCGUACACUGGACACAAAGUGCACAUGAAAGGAAUGACUGACAUUACUGUGCAAUGCAAGGAUCAAACUGCUAAACUUCCAGUGUAUGUCACAAAAGGGAAUUUUGCUUCCAUAAUGGGACGACUGUGGAUUAAUGCACUUCGUGUAAAUUGGCUAGAAGUUCCGCAACUGUCAGACGGUUCUUCACAACUACAAGUCAUACUGGACAAGAAUGAAGAGGUUUUCCGUGAGGAAUUGGGCAGCAUGAAGGACAUUACAGUGAAAUUGCACAUUAAACCAGGAAACAAACCUGUGUUUAUGAAGGCUAGGACAGUGCCGUAUGCUAUUCGUGACAAAGUCGAGGCUGACCUGGAUGCGUUGGUCAAAAGUGGGGUUUUGGAACCAGUCACCACCAGCGAAUGGGCGACACCAAUUGUGCCGGUUCCGAAAAAGAAUGGCGGAAUUCGCACAUGUGGCGAUUUUAAAGUGACUUUGAAUCCGGUGCUUUGUGUGGAGCAGUACCCACUUCCAUUGAUCGAUGAUUUGUUUGCAGGUCUGAGCGGUGGUCAAAAAUUCAGCAAAAUUGACCUCAACCAAGCGUAUCUGCAGAUGCAUGUGGAUGAAGAAUCACGGGAGUGGCUGACAAUUAACACGCACAAGGGACUUUUCAGAUAUUGCAGAUUACCUUUUGGCAUCACAUCUGCUCCUGCUCUGUUUCAACGGGCUAUGGAUCAAAUUUUGAGUGGAUUGCCAGGAGUACAAUGUUACUUGGAUGACAUUCUCUGCACCGGUGCCAACGACGAGGAGCAUCUUCGCAACCUGGAUGCUGUCUUAAAAAGGCUAAGGCAGUAUGGUCUUCGAGUGCGCAAGGAAAAAUGUGAAUUUUUGAGACCAUCGGUGGAGUAUCUCGGGCAUGUGAUAGACCACGAAGGACUACACAAGGCUCCAUCAAAGACAAAGGCAAUUGUGGAUGCACCCGCCCCAGAAAAUGUGAGUCAACUUAGAUCUUUUUUAGGUCUAUUGAACUAUUAUGGACGGUUUAUUCCCAAUUUGGCAUCACUUCUUAAACCAUUGCAUGAGCUGUUGUGCAAAGAUGUAAAAUGGAAAUGGACGAAUGAGUGUAACAAAGCUUUUCGAAAUGCGAAAAACGCCCUGAUUUCAUCAGAUGUUCUCACUCAUUUCAACCCUUCAUAUCCAAUACAGCUGGCAUGUGAUGCUUCACCCUAUGGGGUGGGUGCUGUCAUCUCCCAUGUGUUCCCGAACGGAGAUGAAAGACCAAUUGCUUUCGCAUCGAGAACACUUAACAAAGCAGAGUCAAACUAUGCUCAAUUGGAACGAGAAGCAUUGAGCAUUAUUUUUGGUGUGAGGAAGUUCCACCAAUAUUUGUAUGGAAGGAAGUUUACUCUGUUAACGGAUCACAGACCACUGACAACGAUUUUGGGACCUCAUGUAGGAAUCCCUUCACUGGCUGCUGCACGUCUUCAGAAGUGGGCUUUGUUGUUAUCAGCUCACUCAUACGACAUCAAGUAUCGUAAAUCUGAUUUGCAUUGCAAUGCUGAUGGACUUUCGAGGUUGCCGCUUCCUGUCACAAAACAUGAACCUACCUCAGUGGACAUAUUCUAUUUCCGAAAUGUUGAACAUGCACCAAUUUCAGCGUUGCAAGUAAAACGUGCAACUCGGAACGACCCCGACCUGUCAGUCGUCAUGGAGAUGGUAAUUAAAGGACAAACCAAGUGUGAGAACACCGCUCUCAAACCUUUUUUGGAUAGGAGGUGGGAACUUGCUGUUCAAUCGGGUUGUUUGCUGUGGGGGAGGAGAGUGACUGUGCCACAGUCAUUGCGUGCUAAAAUGCUUGCGCAACUGCAUGCAGGUCACAAUGGUAUUGUUAAAAUGAAAGAAAUGGCAAGAAGUUAUUUUUGGUGGCCAGGAUUAGAUAAACAGAUCGAAGAGACGGUAAAAAGUUGUUCAUCUUGCCAGAAGAUUCACAACAAUCCACCUGCAGCCCCACUUCAUCCUUGGGAUUUUCCUCAGGACCCUUGGCACCGCAUUCAUAUUGACUUUGCGGGGCCUUUUGAAAAUCGAAUGUUUCUGGUUGCUAUCGAUGCCCAUAGUAAGUGGCCAGAGGUAGCUAUCAUGAAAUCAACCACAUCGGAAAAGGCAAUUGAGAAGUUAGGGGAGAUGUUUAGUCGUUUCGGAGCCCCUGAACUCGUCUCAGACAAUGGCCCCCAAUUUGUGUCAAAAGAAAUGGUUGAAUUCCUGCAAGCCAAUGGGGUUCAACACAUUAAGUCGGCUCCCUAUCACCCGGCAACCAACGGCCUGGCAGAGAGGUUUGUGCAGACCCUCAAACAUGCUCUCAAAGCAUCACAAGGGCAAAGUACACUCCAUCAGAGACUACACGAAUUUCUCCUCAAAUACCGAACAUCUGUGCAUGCAACUACCAAAGUAUCGCCAGCGAGCCUCAUGUUUUCUCGAGAGAUACGAACUGGCAUGGAUCUUCUGAAACCACCAACCCUGAGUGAGAUUGUUCAAAUGGAUCAACGGAAGCAAGUCAAGUACAGAGACCUGCAUUCCAAGAACCGAGUUUUUGCACCUGGUGACUCUGUUAUGGCCCGGAGUUACCAGAGUAAGAUAAAGUGGGCCCCUGCCACCAUCAUUGCUCAAACCGGGCCUGUUUCCUAUACCGUUCAGACAGCUGAUGGUGUUUGGCGUCGCCAUGUGGAUCAAUUGUUGGGAACAUCAGACACUACUCCAGAACUGUCUAUUGAUUGUAAUGAUGCUAGCAGUGUAAUUAUACCAGAAAUGUCUAGCUUACCGGAUGUGUCAAACCCAAAAAAUCCGGCUGUAAUUGUGUCUAAUUCAACCAAUGCACAAACGGAACCUGAAACGGUAUCGGAACCUGUUUCCACAAGUAGGAAAUCGGAAGUGACUGUUGAACGUCGUUAUCCUGCACGCGACAGGCGACCGACCGCCUGACAGAUUGGAUUUAUAAGUAAUAAGUAAUGAGAGGAAAACAGGAGGUAUUUUUGUGUUUAUUUCUGGGACAUGUUAUGUAAGUGGGGAGGAGAUGUGACAUAUUUAUGUCACACUGCUGUUGCCAUAUUGUGCACUUCCUGUGGGUGUGGUAUUACAGCAUAAAAAGGAAUCUCUGUUAUGUCUCUGUGACAUAUAUGAUGAGAAGCACACUGAAUAAAGAAGUGUUGUUCCAUUCAAGUCUCGGCCUUACAUGUACUUAGAUCAGGGAAGUACAUAACAAUCAUGGAUAAGCAACAGAGGACAUGUGAUCGAUGUAGCCAUCCCCAACAAUAGCAAUACCAGGAAAAAAGAACACGAGAAACUAGAGAACUACAAAUGGCUCAAGGAAGAGCUGGAGAGAGCCUGGAAGGUGAACGCAGCAGUGGUGCCCGUGGUCAUAGGAACACAGGGGACUGUGUCCGCCACACUGGAGAAGUGGCUCCAGCAAAUACCUGGAGUAACAUCAGACAUCCCCGUCCAGAGGAGCGCAGUCCUAGGAACAGCAAAGGUACUGCGCAGGACCCUCCGCUC